Messenger RNA from Racocetra persica, 152 nucleotides. NCBI's taxonomy places the organism in Eukaryota, Fungi, Glomeromycota, Glomeromycetes, Diversisporales, Gigasporaceae. The record is from the annotation of a GenBank genome assembly.
UCAAAAAACCAUAUAUUUCACCAAUUCUUUUAGAUGCAAUUCAAGGAGAAACCGAAGAAAAACUUGAUGAUAAAGUAAAUAAUCUACAACAAGAAAUGAAAGAAAUGAGGGAGGUGCUUAAUGCAAUAAAAAAUAAAGUUGAGCAGUUAUAA